Musca domestica (house fly) is the source of this 1888-nucleotide messenger RNA. Its product is annotated as histone H4 transcription factor-like. Bases 147 to 1487 code for a protein of 446 amino acids. Gene Ontology annotation, biological process: regulation of transcription by RNA polymerase II. The record is from RefSeq and is a predicted model, not a curated record. Gene Ontology annotation, cellular component: nucleus. Gene Ontology annotation, molecular function: DNA-binding transcription factor activity, RNA polymerase II-specific; RNA polymerase II transcription regulatory region sequence-specific DNA binding. Lineage: Eukaryota; Metazoa; Arthropoda; Insecta; Diptera; Muscidae. The transcript has 3 exons.
UGGCCAUAUACAACCCUGUCAAAUUUGGUAAACAAAAUGAGCGCGGCCGACAAAUAGUGUCAUUUGUGUAGGACCACUUUGAUCGGACAACAGAAAAGCAUUGCAAAAAAGUCCUUGUCCGUGUCUGACAAACGAAACAAGAAACUAUGAGUAAUAAUAAAAAGAGAAAAAUUGAUGUGCCCUUAAUACCCUGCAGUUGGAUUGGUUGUGGAUUGAUGUUUCCCAAUGAUUGGGAAUUGAAUGGUCACAUUGAAACACAUUUGGAGACAUUAAAGCCGCAUACGAAUGGAAAUUAUAACUGCGUUUGGGGUGCGUGCUCCUUUUCGACUGCAUGUAUUACAGAAAUACAACGCCACAUAUACUAUCAUGGAUACUACAAUGGACUAUUGGUCCAUGGAAAAAAUGAACUAGAAGCCAAUCCCUCGAUACCAAAAUGUAAUGCUGUGCCAAGAGAAUGUGAUAAAAUACCCGAUUUGCAUAAUGAUUUUCGCUGCGAAUGGGUGGACUGUAAUCGAACAUUUAUAUCGAUAGUAGAGUUCCAGGACCAUAUAGUACAACAUGCCUCCUUCGAGUAUGAAAUACAAAAAUCACCAGACGACGAAAGGCCAAAAAUUCAAUGCAACUGGAAUUUUUGCAAAAAACAAAUGGAUAACAAAUAUCGCCUCAUCGAGCACAUAAGGACGCACUCGAAUAAAAAACAAGUAGCCUGCUAUCAUUGUGGAGAAUUGUUCCGUACGAAAACAACAUUAUUUGACCAUUUACGACGGCAACCAGAAAAUAACACUCAAAAAUAUCAAUGUGCCCAAUGCUCAAAAUACUUUGCUACCGAAAAACUUUUACGUUCUCAUAUGCUGAAACAUGUUAAUUGUUUUAAGUGUACCAUGUGCGAUAUGACCUGCUCGUCAGCCAGUGCCUUAGCUACACAUGUAAGAUAUAGACAUUUGAAAGAAAAACCUUUCAAAUGUGUAGAGUGCGAAUAUAGAUGCGUACGAGAAUCGGAUUUAAAUCAGCACGUUCAAUUGGUGCACAGUCAAGAGGUGCAUCGCUGUGAGGAAUCUGGUUGCACUUAUGCUGUUAAAACAUUUCAGGCUCUAAGAAAGCAUUUCUUUGAAGUUCACAAAAACACCACAUUUAUCUACCUCUGUCAUUGUUGUGAGAAAUCAUUCAAAAACGGAAAAAGUCUAUCGGUGCAUUUAAUCAAAAAACAUGAUUUUCAACUACCCUCCGGCCAUCGACGUUUUACAUAUCGUAUAGAUGAAAAUGGUUUUUAUCGUCUCGAAACUACACGCAUCGAAAGUCUAGAAGUCACCGAACAAAUAUUGACUCCAACUACAUUUGAAGUUUCAGAGAUUACCGAAGACAGCAAUUCAUAUGAAAUUGUUUCACUGACUAAUGCUCAGGACGCUGAACGUAUUCUAGUAUCGAAUGACAGAGGUGAAGCUCGGCCUGCAGGUGAGGUAUUAAUAUCAUUACCGAGUUUAGAUUAAUAAUUAGAAUUAGUUUAAAUAUUACAAUAAUAUAUUAUAGACACUUUCCAAAUUCAAUACUGAUAGCAAUAAGUAUUUGUCAUCAUAUCGGUUUCUUUAGUAAUUAAUGAAUCACAUAAAAAUGUUUUAAUUUUUAUAUUUAGCCAAAUAUCAACCGAAUCCCUGAAGAAAAUGUAUUUCAGUUUAGAUUAUAUUUAUUUUUCUCAAUGUUUAUGCCAUUUAAAAGAUACGCUAUGAAACAAUAUUCAAUGUACGUUAAGUGUUAACUCCAAAUUUCUUAUGACAUCGACUAAACUUAACUCAUUUUGUGAUGCUUUUUUGAUUUUCUUCCUUAAAAAUAAAUGCUUAUUUUGUCAUGAAAUUUAAUGCUAAAUAAAGUUUUGAAAUUAAAAUUGAAAUAA